ACGCAGACUAAAAAUCUCCCUGAAGCUUGACGGUUCUCGAUUCGUAUUUCGCCGAAUUUACAUCGAAUUUUUCCAUUAGUCGUGGAUUAUUUUCCUUCAUUUAGCUUCGUUGUGACUAGAAGAACAUUUUGGUGUCGAAUUUAUUCGGUAUAAAGCGUCAAUCUCGUGGUAAUUUGGAGGAGUUGUCACUUGUAGUAUUUGUAGGUAUAUGAAGUGACGUUCCAAUGAUGUCUCUAAAGCCAAGAAAUGUGGACUUCCAAGAGACUUGGGCCAACCUUAAGGAAACGGUGGCCGGGGUGGUGGGGCUGAAGUCUGUGGAGCGGUCAGUGUGGAACACGCGUUUCUCUGACGUGUACGCAUUGUGUGUCGCACACCCGGAGCCUCUAGCCGAUCGGCUUUAUGAUGAAACCCGGAACUUUCUAGAAGAGCACGUGGCGGGGCUGCUACAGCGCGUGCGCGGCUCCGCGCCCCUCGAGAACAACGACCACAAUGAUGGACUGCUCGCCAGAUACGUGUCGGCGUGGCGAGAAUACAGCCAAGGUGUGGCUUAUCUCAACAGCCUCUACUCAUAUCUCAACCUACAACACGUCAAACGACAGAAGGUGUCGGAUGCGGAGAUAAUAUAUGGCUCGGCGGCCACAGUCAGUUGUCCAGAACACGAUUCACGCCAGUUGGAGGUGGGCGAGCUGGGGCUGGUGAUCUGGGAGCGCGUGCUGGUGCGGCCGCUGUCGGCGGCGCUGUCGGGGCGCGUGGUGUCGGCGCUGGCCGCCGCGCGGCUGCAGGCGCCCGACCCCGCCAGCGCGGACAUCCUGCGCACCGCCAUCCACAGCACCGUGGAAGUGCAAUCGUUCCUGGUCCGCGGCGGGCUGGUGCUGUACCACCAGCUGGUGCUGGAGCCGUACCUGCAGGCGGCUGCCACCCACCACGCAGCCUUCGCGGCGGCGCUGCUGCACGGCGGAGACGUCAGCCACUACAUGCGGCACGUGCUCGAAGGUCUUGAGCGCGAGAUAGCUUUAGGCAACAAAUUCCUUCACUCGUCUUCCACUGAGGCGGUCCGUAGUUGCUACGAGCGCGCCGCGGUCGCUGCCCACCUCCCUACGCUCCACGCCGACACCGAGCGGCUGCUGAGAGAGGCCUGCGAGGAGGGACCACAGGCCCAGCAGCGCCGCGAGGAUCUAAAACGCAUGUACACGUUACUUCGGCCGCUGCCCGGCGGGGCGCUCCGCCCUCUGGUGGACGCGGCGCACGAGCAGGCCGCCCGCGAGGGCCACGCGGCGCUGCGGGGGACGCUCAACAAGGACGAUGCACACAUACACUUCGUGAACGCUAUGCUCGCCCUUCAUGGCAAGUAUAGCAAACUGUUCAACGAGGUGUUCAGCGGGGCGCAGGCGUUCAUUGGUGCUUUAGACAAGGCGUGCAGCCUGGUGGUGAACGCCCGGCCUGCGGCCGAGCAGCCGGCGCGCGCCCCCGAGCUGCUGGCGCGCUACUGCGACUGCCUGCUGCGCAAGCGGGCCGCGGCCGACGCCGACACCGACGACAAGCUGGCCGCCGCCAUCGUGGUCUUCAAGUAUGUGGACGACAAGGAUGUGUUCCAGAAGUACUAUGCGCGUGCGCUGGCGAGACGACUGAUACACCAGCUCUCCGCUUCUAUGGAACAGGAGGAAGCAAUGAUCAACCGUUUGAAAGCGGCGUGCGGUUACGAAUUCACGAACAAACUGCAUCGCAUGUUCACCGACGUGGCAGUCAGCGCAGAUCUCAACGCGAAGUUCCAGGCGCAUCUCAGGGAGACCAUGCAGCGCUGCAGCGCUGGGUUCAGUGUGCAGGUGCUGCAGGCGGGCGCGUGGCCGCUGGGCGGCGCCAUGGCCCCGCUGGCCCCGCCGGCGCAGCUGGAGCGGCCGGCGCGGCUGUUCGAGGCGUUCUACCGCGCCUCCUUCAGUGGCCGCCGCCUGGCCUGGCUGCACCACCUGUGCACCGGCGACCUGCGCACCAGGUACACGCCGCGCGUCUACCACAUCAGCGCCACCACGCCGCAGUGCGCGCUGCUGCUGGCGUUCGAGCGGGCGGACUCGUACCCGGCGCGGGAGCUGCGGGACACGCUGCAGCUGGAGGGGGACAGCUGGGCGAGGCACGUGCGCCCGCUGCUGGAGACGCAGCUGCUCACGGCCACCGGUGAUGUGGAAUCCGAGGAUGGGGACGCAACCUUAUCGCUCAACCUACAGUUUUCCUGUAAAAGAACCAAGCUGAGGUUGACUCAAGCUAACACACCGACACAUCAGGGCGGCGUGGGCACCGGUGCGUCCGGCGAGGCGGCCGAGCAGGCACACUGCGACGACGACCGUAAGAUGUACCUGCAGGCCGCACUCGUGCGCAUCAUGAAACAACGGAAGGUGUUAAGACACACAGAACUAAUACAGGAGGUGGUGGCGCAAGCGAGGGGAUCCUUCGCCCCAUCGGUGGCCAUGAUAAAAAAGUGUAUCGAAGCUCUCAUAGACAAGCAAUACUUGGAGCGAGCGCCGGGCGCCCUUGACACAUACUCCUACCUCGCUUAGUUACUAGCACUUGCAAACCUGUACAAACGCCUUAUAACCCGUAGAUGAAUAAAUGGGUGAAUAUCAAAAUGUGUCAAGUUUGGUGGCGACUGUCAUAUAACUUUUUCGUGAAAAAUUGGGGAAAUUGGGAAAAUUGGGAAUUGAAAAAUUCCUUUUUCAUGUCGGAACCGAGGAUCCUUUUGGAUCUUUUUCAUGUCGGAACCCAAUUUUUCACGAAAAAAUAAUGUGAAAUUUCGCCACCAAACUUGAAAUUUUGAGAUUCACCCAAAUACUACAAUGACGGACUUCCCAGGCGACUUUCCCUAAAAAAACACGGUGGCGCUGUACGGUCACGAGCAUCCGCCUUGACAAGCCUGGGUAAGAACCCUAAGUCUCUAGUACAAAAGCCGAUCCCACUAAUGAACAUAAACCAACAAACUUGCAGCUAUAAAGGAGAAUGGGCGAAACUGGUCCAAGAACCUCCACUGAUGAGACUUUAAUGAAAGCUUAUACUUUCCCUAUGAUUCUAGCAAAAUUCUAUCAGAUUCUGUCCCGGGGUUCUUUUUCUACGGCCGUGUUUGUCCUCGCUAUGUAGAUUUAGUUACUGAGCAACAAAUCUUGAGUCGAUUUUAGUCCCUCACUGUAUUUUAUCACAUUUUUAGCCAGGACAAACAUGGCUGUAGAAAAAGAACCCCGGAACAGAAUCUGGUAGAACUUUGCCAGAAUCAUAGGGAAAGUAUAAGCUUUCAUUACAUAUAAGUCUCAUCAGUGGAGGUUCUUGGACCAAGUUUCAUACAAAUGUGCCCAUUGUCAUUUCAAGUGACAUUUUUCAUGUGACAUGCAACGUAUGGUCACGAGCAUUAAUAUGUAUACACUUUGGUACCAUGUCACAUUAACUUUUUUGCCAAAUUGAACUGUAAGUCUCACUAAAUGUCAAAUGUGUUAGUGCGACAGAGUCCUAAAGUGGGUACAUUAUAUUGCUCAUGACUGUACACCCCUCCUAAAAGGUUUGCCGGUUAGCCCUACUUUUUGGGUUAAUGGUGCGCCGACCUUGGCACCAAGGUUGUACGAUCUCGUUUGUUUUAAUGACUAACGUCGGUGAUAGUGGCUAUUUACUCGUACUGUCGUCUAUAUUCACUUUGGUACCAUGUCACAUUAACUUUUUUGACAAAUUGAACUGUAUGUCUCACUAAAUGUAAAAUGUGUUAGUGCGACCGAGUCCUAAAGUGGGUACAUUAUAUUGCUCAUGACUGUACAGAUUUGCCUCCGUUCAACCUUCUAAUCAGAAUAAAAGACAAUGCAUCUUUUAUCUUUGUUUUUACAUACAUGGCCAAUGUUAUUACACCCAGGCACAACACACCUAUCCAUUAUUAUUCUGAUCAAAAUAAAGAGAAGCAAUAUAGGUAGCAACAUAAUUCUACGUAUACAUAUCUAAUCACCUUACGAGAAGAGCUUACAUGGAACAGAUUAAGGAAAAGGUUAACGUCGUGUCUUAUAGGGAAGUCAAGGAAUUGGCCUUUGAUAGACUGGAAUGGAGAAUGCUACACCGACAAGAGCGUGGCUCUUAAAUUGAUGAUGAUGACAUAUCUAAUCCAAAUAUCAAACAGCAACAUAUUUUGGAGAAAAUAAGUAAUUGACGCCGAUUCCUGCAGACACCUCCUAAUUUUACUUUAAGUUAUACCUGUCAUUUUCUUAUCCACCGAAAGGGAAAGGGACGGACGAUUGACAGCUCUUAAUUUUAGGAAGAAUGAGUAAAUGAAUGGAUAACCCGGGCGAAUCAAAAAGGUAUCUCGCUGGUAUGCAAACCGUUUGACGUGUGCUGUCAACUUAAUUCUGUCGGGUUAUUGGCCAGUGUUAAAUUUUUAGACGGUUGUUUUAGAAUUGUGCUUAAAAUUGACGUGUGUUCCAUAAAUUUUAUGCUUGUCGAUUAUCUGUCUUAUAUAAGUCUUCUAUAACUUAAAAUAUAAUUAGAUGGUGUUUCAAAUUCAAAAAUAUCUUUAUUCAGUAGGUAACAUAGUUACACUUUGAAUCGUCAAUUUUACAUAGCCGGGGAAAAGAAGCUGCAAGAAAAACCUCGGCACAGUCAUGUUUACAGGAAUUAGCACCAUUGUCAUGUUAAAUCUAAACAGCGCCAUCUAUAUUGUAUUUGGAGAACGUAGCCUGGAAAGUCUCCCAUUGAAUGAAUGAAUGAAAACAUAAUAACUUAACCAUAGACCUCGUAUAACAAAUAGACAACAAAUCUCUAAAAAAAGUGUCCACGGCGCAUGCGUGUAACGACACUGUACAAACGUUUUUGCACUUAAUUUGAACAACCGUAACAUCUUAAUUUGAGGUAACGAAGGUAUACUAAUUAAAACACAAAAUAACGGGUUCUUACCGCGUUUAAAUGGGGAUAUGAGACUCCCGAUAUUUCGACACUGUUGCAAGCGGGAUGACAUCCCGUGAUCAUGGCACUUGCAACAGUGUCGAAAUAUCGGGAGUCUCAUAUCCCCAUUUAAACGCGGUAAGAACCCGUUAUUAUGUGUUUUAAUUAUGAUAAUAACCGCGUAAACUUAAAAAACAAAAAAAAAAGAAGUUAUACUAUCUACAUAACUUAAUGUACAGUCGUGAGCAAUAUAAUGUACCCACUUUAGGACUCUGUCGCACUAACACAUUUGACAUUUAGUGAGACUUACAGUUCAAUUUGUCAAAAAAGUUAAUGUGACAUGGUACCAAAGUGUAUAGAUAUUAAUGCUCGUGACCGUAUAUAUCGUGGCCAGAUCUUAAAAUUGAUCGUUUCAUGAUGUGUUCAACCAUUGCAUGAACGGCCUCCGUGGUCCAGUGGUUGAGCGUUGGACUCACGAUCCGGAGGCCCCGGGCUCGAAUCCCGGUGGGGACAUAUCACAAAAAUCACUUUGUGAUCCCUAGUUUGGUUAGGACAUUACAGGCUGAUCACCUGAUUGUCCGAAAGUAAGAUGAUCCGUGCUUCGGAAGGCACGUUAAGCCGUUGGUCCCGGUCGCUAUUUACUAAUGUAAGUACGUAGUCGUUACAUGAGCCAUGUUAGGGGCUUUGGCGGCUCAGUAAUAACCCUGACACCAGGGUUGAUGGGGUUGGUAUUCUACGUCACAACCCACAUGAUAAGAAGAAGAUGAAAUGGUCAUAUUUCAUGAAAUAGCCAACUUAACUUGACCAUAUCGUUGAAACGUCAACGUUUAAUGAUAUAUCAAUCAACGUUUGGCCAUAUCGUUAAUGCAGGCGGUGUCCAUGCUAUGUGGUGUAAUAAAAAUGCGAAUAGUCGAUUAAUUUCUUAGGUUCAAAAUUAUUUACCUAAUCGAUAUCGAUAUGAAAUGUUGUACAAUUACAUCGAUAAGAAUAUCAAUCAAGUUUGAAAUAUAAUCGACACUAGCGCCACUACCGGUGGAAAAUGUUACUAAUUUUAUGAUAUGUUUGCCAACUUUUGGCCAUAUCAUGAAGUAAUCAUGCAUUUAAUUGCUCAUAUCGUUAAACGUUUUGUGUUGAUGAUGUGGCCAACGAGUGAUAUUGUAUUAGUGAUAUCGAAAUGGUCAUAUUUCAUGAAAAAGUUUGUUGUAUAUUUCAUAGAAAUAGAAUGUAAAUCCACCGCAGGCUUCGCCAGUACCAACAUUCAUAUUUAAGGGCCAUUGAAAUACUAAAUGAAAUAUCACAUAAUCUAGAUCUGUUCACAUGCUCAUUGACUGAGUUCCAGAGAGUAGCGUUUGAAGUACUGUGUCGAAAGUAAGAUUGUUGUGAUUGUUUUUUAUGUUAAUUGUUCUUUCUUUCUAAUAUCGCUAUCAUUAUCGCAUUAGGUUAAGUGAAACCUGUAAUGAUGAUGUUUUUAGCUAAUAGUAAUAAAUAAAUAAAUAUUUAAAAAAAGGGAAGACACAUUGAAAUCAUACAUAAUAAAAUCUGCACAAGCUUCGUCAAAAUACAAAAACGAAAACCACAACAGGCUUCGUCCAAAACUACCUACUCUAGAAGUCCACCCGGGACCGCUUCCAGCUCAAAGCUACCCAUUAAACUGGCCACAUUUCCACGUUGAACAACAGUGGAAUGCGCAUGAGAAAUGAUCGAACACAUCAUGAAACGAUCAAUUUUAAGAUCUGGCCACGCAAUAUACGUACUUAAAAACGGUACGGACGCUUUUUUUUUUAAUCCUUGGCGAAUGUGAGUCUAUUUGUUUAUAGGAUGUCAAGUUAACAAAACUAUGGAAUUAAGAAUAAUAUUACGUAAAGAAUCACAGUAUAGAACGGUAACUGUCUACGCACCUCACUAGAGGGUCGCAGGGAGGGGAGGGUGUCGCCGGUCAUUCACCCCUCGCUCGUCUUGUUGGCAACACUGACGGAGAACUCUACUUCUCUCUGCGCGACUUUUUGGCGGGAACGGACACGGAACGGUUGCUUUCUUCAUCGAAUAACCUAAAUAAUCAACACGAAGUGGUGUUUUGUGGUUAACGAUCGCAUUAAGUUAGUCGGUAAACAUUCGCGAUAGUGUUAUUAUAUCGGAAUCACUACAUAGUAUAAAAACAAAGUCGCUUUUUCUGUCCCUAUAUCCCUAUGUACGCUUAAAUCUUUAAAACUACGCAGCGGAUUUUGAUGCGGUUUUUUUAAUAGUGAUUAAAGAGGAAGCUUUAUAAUAUGUAUAAUAACAUCCAUUAAUCAGUGGAGAAAUACUGUUAUUUUUGAGGUUUUUAAUGUGAUGUCGUAAAUAAUUUCAUUUAUUGCUCUGCAUUGCACCCGAGCGAAGCCGGUGCGGGUCGCUAGUAUUCAAUAAACAAAGUGUACCUAUCUAUUUUCGAUUCGUGCCAACAAGCCGCUUCAUAACUCGAAAGUUUAUGCGGACUUUUGAGUUAGUUCGUUUGGUGUUCGGAGUAGGAGUCUGCUCCGAGGAUGGGGGCUUUUUUCAUCAUUCAUCGUCAUCAUCUUUCAUCAUUUCAUUAUUCAUCAUCAAGAAAUAAAAUACAUAAGACAUGGCUGUAUGGGCGUAGUUCCCUUUUGCCUUGGCCUUCGGGGAAAACCAAACAACAACAACGAACAAACAAUAUUGCUUCUUUAAAUAGCCCUAAUAAAUAGGCGGAGACCUACCGUUUUAUACGUAGUAUUAUUCCUUAUUCUACAGUCGACGUAUGCAAUCGAUAUUAUAGAAUUUUUAAUAUAUUUAGUACAGAAUAAAGAUAGACAGUAUGUUAACAUUAUGAUGAGUUGUAUGAACUUUUUUACUAUAGCAAUAUAAUGGGACAUCAUAUGGACUUGAAACUGGGACUUUUUUGUAUUAUCUAUCAUCGCUGCCCAGCCCAAUGGGAUGUAGGCGUGAUCUUGCGUGUCGCUACAGUAAAUUCCAGGUAUUAAAUGUAAAAACCAGGUAAGCGCCUUUUUGAUGAAUCACAUUCAUUGUUUCACAAAACUUCGUAAUAGACAAGAUAGCUUUUAGGCUCGGUUUCCACUGACGCGGAGAUGUGCGGAUUUGACCAAUCACAGCGUUCGAGAGAGCGAAAAACGAAGACGCUCUGUCACUCUCUCCCUCACGGUGAUUGGUUGAUUCCUACACACCUACACACCUCCGCUCCUCUCCGCACAACUCCGCGUCAAUGGAAACGCAGCCUUAAUCUACCUAGAACAAUAAUUCUCAAGCUUUUUUUAUUGCGAUUUUUCAUAAAGGAGCUUACUCGUAAAACUUGUAAGUAGUUCCUAAUAGUGUUGCCCGAUAAUCGACUGCUUAUCGAUUACUAACCGAUUAUUUUCUAAGACCCUUAUCGAUAGUACUAUAUCCAAUUAGUAAAUUCAACAAUAACAUCGAUUAUAAUCUAGCGAUUAUGAUAGUAUUGUUCACCCAUAUCUUAACCAAUACCUCGAUAUAAUCGAUUAUUGCAAUAUAAUCGAUAAUGUAAGUAUCGAUAUAAUCGAUUAUAUCUAACAAUUAUAAGAUUAUAAAUCGAUUUAAUUAUUGAAUUUUCAAUAACAAUAGCAUCGAUAUUUAAAUUAUUUAGGAGGUCCAUAAUCGAUAAUAGAUUAUUCGGCAACACUAGCCCCUAUCAGGGCGGGCAGACACCAGUUGAAGAAACAUGAGAAAUUUACUAUUUGAUGAAGUCCUUAGAAGGAUAUUUGGCGGCGAGGGUCUGCUGCCGCCAAAUAAUGUAUUCGUGAUACCAAACAGAGCACAAGUUGGUAGUGUGACUAGGGAUCGACGACCCGACGGUGUCAUGUUGGCAGUUGUAUAUAUGCGUCGCGCUGUGUAAACUUCGAUAGCGCGUUUCAGGACUGCAUUAUUGAAUGUAGCGCCAUCUGUUGCAUGUAGGCGGAACUAGCUGGCCAACUAGUUGGCAUUGGUUGGUUGGUGAAAGAUGAUCCGCCUGCAACGGCAUACAAUAACAUAAAUAGCCUCUACAAGGUGUUAUGGACACCUUAACGAAUUCUGACAUAUUGCCCCCAAUUUAUAUGGGGGGGAGCGAUGACCUAAUACAGGUUUCCACCUAGUACAGCCAUCGGCCCUCUACAAAGAGAUGCUGUAGUCUUAACUGUAAGUCAAUUGUUAUUGUAUUUGUUUUUAUGUGGAUUCUAAUAAAUUUAAGUUUUUUUGCGACGGAAAAUCCCAUUUGAUAUUAACUCAGAAUCAUGGUCUGAAUCAAAGUCAUCAAAGUUCCCGUUACGAUAUCGCUACAAACCUAUAUACCACUCUAUAUGACACUGGGGUCUGUGUGUGUAAAAGCAUGGAACGGAAAAUAAUUUAUAUAAAACACUAAAAUUGACAUAAAUUUUACGACAGGAAAAUUCACUUGAUAUCAACUCAGAAUCAUGGUCUGAAUCAUCCCCCUUAGUAUUCGUUACGAUGUCACUAACACCCUGUAUAUAAAGUGGAGCUCUCUCGUGAUUUUUACUUAGUAAUUUAAUAUAAUAUUAUACAAAAAAUGGUAAGCAAAAGGUAAAGGUAUGUUUAGAUUUGUAAAUUUUAGUUAAAAAAAGUUGUCGAGUAAGAACCCGCUAUAACAUUUUUUAAAAGCCAUAAAAAUUGUAAUUUAAUUAAAAAAUACGUAACAAGAAAAUUAUGUUAUUUAAUAAAAUAUAAGUAUGUAAUUUAAUUUUAUUAUAAUUAAAAUCCGAGAGUCUACAGGGCCGAGACAUAUUUCCAUAGAAAUGACAUAUAAAAAAGUAAAAACGUUUAAUUUAGUCAUACCACAACACACAUAAAUAUACAUUUACAACUUAACGACAUUGGCCCCGAUUCCUGCAGACACCUAAUUUUAUUUUAAGCUAUACCCGUCAUUUUCUUAUCCGCCGAAAAGGAAAGGGACGGAUGAUUGACAACUGUUAAUUUUAAAAUGAAUGAAUAACCCGGGCGAAUAAAAUAGGCAUCUCUCUGAUUUGCAACUCGUUCCACGUGUGCUGUCUACUUAAUUCUGUCGGAUUAUUGACCAAUAUAAAAUUUUGGGAGGGUUUUUUAAAUGUUGACAAAUUGACGUGUGUUCCAUAAACUUUAUGACUGUCGAUUACCCAUCCCUUUCCUUUUCGGCGAAUAAGAAAAUGACAGGUGUAACUUAAAAUAAAAUUAGAUGGUAUACUACAAACCUGGUAACGUGAGGUACAAGUGAUAGCAAUAAUUCUCACUGUCUACCACGCUGUGGAUAAUAGCAUGAAUUUAUGAUAGGUACCUUUCGGCGUAUAUUUGACCCUAUAUAAUGCUAAAGUUGUUUUUAUAUUUUUAUUAUAUGUAUUUAGAAAAACAUCGUGAGGAAACCACAUUCCCGAAAAAUGCGUUUCGGAGUGUGACCUAACCUGUAUUGGGCUGGUUUUCCCUUCGCGGGUUGGAAGGUCAGACAGGCAGUCGCUUCUGUAAAAAACCGGACCUGUCAAAAUUGACAAAUUUUCAGGUUAGUACUGUUGUAAAAUAUAGUAGUGUAUAUUAUUAAAUAAUAUAAUUUAAUUAA
Pectinophora gossypiella (pink bollworm) is the source of this 10444-nucleotide messenger RNA. Its product is annotated as cullin-2-like. Gene Ontology annotation, biological process: protein ubiquitination; SCF-dependent proteasomal ubiquitin-dependent protein catabolic process. NCBI's taxonomy places the organism in Eukaryota, Metazoa, Arthropoda, Insecta, Lepidoptera, Gelechiidae. Bases 225 to 2549 code for a protein of 774 amino acids. Gene Ontology annotation, cellular component: Cul2-RING ubiquitin ligase complex; SCF ubiquitin ligase complex. Gene Ontology annotation, molecular function: ubiquitin protein ligase binding. The transcript has 19 exons. The record is from RefSeq and is a predicted model, not a curated record.